AAAAAACAAAACAUCAAAGAGGCAUCAAACGACAAAAUAAACAAAAAAUAAUUUAAAAUUUUAUAAAAUAAUAAAAAAAAAGUUGUUAGCAGGAAUAGAUCAAAAAUCGAGAAAAAUGUCGUUAUUUUUCUUCCGGUUGCACAAUCUGCAGCGCGAAGAGGCAAACAAAAAGAAAAAGCGGGACCAAGCGAACAAGCAACGCCAACGACGCGGCGCCAAAGUCUUCAAAUCCGUCGACUGCAACUCGAGCUUCAGUCAUUUGACGCUCGCACCAUCGCGAUUAUUCGAAAAGACCCCGAUGAAUCCGUCGGACAGUCUCGACGAAAUUGCGUUACAGAUUCCAAGAGUACGGGUAGAAUACUAUGUAAAUGAAAAUACAUUUAAAGAAAGACUGCAACUUUAUUUUAUAAAAAAUCAAAGAUCAAGCUUGCGAAUUCGUAUCGCUAAUCUACUAUUCAAAUUGAUCACAUGCGGACUGUACAUAUUUCGAGUGGUUACUGAUUUGGAUCCUAUUGAAGCCACAUGUUUUGGCUGCACCGUCGGAAACAAAUCGGAAUUUUUACGAUCGGCACGACUCACGGAAGAGGAAUUUCAGGAAAAUCCGAUCAUCAAUUGGGACGCGAUUUUGUGGGUGAAUCGACCGACGGCGUUAUGGGCGAUUCAAUUAAUUUUGGCACUAAUAUCAUUAACGGAAGCAUUAUUGGUUGCUUAUUUAGGGUAUAAGGGUAACAUUUGGCAACAAAUUCUAUCAUUUCAUUUUAUACUAGAGUUAGUUACAACAAUACCAUUCACAUUUACGAUAUUAUGGCCACCACUGAGGCAUCUUUUCAUUCCGGUGUUCUUAAAUUGCUGGCUUGCCAAGAGAUCUUUGGAGAAUAUGUUCAACGACCUCCAUCGAGCGAUGCAAAAGUCUCAGUCAGCGCUGUCGCAACAACUAACGAUACUAUCGGCAACGCUUUUGUGUCUCGUGUUUACCAGCGUUUGCGGCAUUCAGCACUUCCAACGUGCCGGGCAUCGUCACCUAAAUCUCUUUCAGAGCACUUAUUACGUCGUCGUGACCUUCUCGACUGUGGGCUACGGCGAUUUUGUUCCUGAUAUUUGGCCGUCGCAGCUCUACAUGGUCAUCAUGAUAUGCGUCGCGCUCAUUGUGCUGCCCACGCAAUUCGAGCAACUUGCGUUUACGUGGAUGGAACGUCAGAAACUCGGCGGCAGUUAUUCGUCGCAUCGGGCGCAAAGCGAAAAACAUGUCGUCGUGUGUGCAACGACGCUGCAUGCCGACACCAUAAUGGACUUUUUGAAUGAAUUUUAUGCGCAUCCGUUGCUGCAGGACUUUUACGUUGUGCUCCUGAGUCCCAUGGAACUCGAUACGACGAUGCGGAUGAUUUUGCAGGUGCCGAUUUGGGCGCAGCGCGUAAUUUACAUUCAGGGCUCGUGUCUGAAGGAUGGCGACUUGGCACGGGCUCGCAUGGCAGAAGCGGAGGCAUGUUUUGUGCUCGCGGCACGAAAUUACGCCGAUAAAACGGCAGCUGACGAACACACGAUUUUGCGGUCGUGGGCCGUGAAGGAUUUUGCACCGAACGUUCCGCAAUACGUGCAAAUUUUCAGACCCGAACACAAGCUGCAUGUGAAAUUUGCGGAACAUGUCGUAUGCGAAGAUGAGUUUAAGUAUGCAUUGUUAGCUAACAAUUGCACUUGUCCCGGUGCGAGUACACUUGUCACACUGUUGUUACAUACAUCAAGAGGGCAAGAAGGACAACAAUCGGCCGAGGAAUGGCACCGACUCUAUGGGAAGUGUUCCGGCAACGAAAUUUACCACAUUGUGCUUGGCGACAGUCGCUUUUUCGGCGAAUACGAGGGAAAGAGUUUCACCUACGCCAGUUUUCAUUCGCAUCGGAAAUACGGCGUUGCUCUUGUUGGCGUUCGUCCGGCAGAGUUGCCCGAAUUUUACGAAGACACGAUCCUGCUGAAUCCCGGACCAAGACAUAUCAUGAAGAAGGACGACACGUGUUACUACAUGAGCAUCACGAAAGAGGAAAAUUCGGCAUUUGUCGUGAAUCAAAACCAAAAUCUCGUGACGGGCGGCACUGCAGGCGGUGGCGUUGUCGGCGGUGCGCUCAGCAGUAGCAGCGAGCCACAUAAAGAAGGAGUCACAAGUGAGAAUCCAGUAAUGGCCCCUGUGCCGUCUGUGUGUGUUCGUGUACCUCAUAGUCCGAGCCUCGAUUCGGAUAAGCAAUCCGAUAGUCCUGGCAGUCCGCCGGCGACAAGAGACAAGAAAUACCAACUGGAUACGAAUACGACAGAAUUUGCAACUUUAGCCGUGCCUACAUUUGGUGAAUCAAUUACACCAAAUACAAUUCAAACCUCAGACUCGAAGCCGAACCUGAAGGAAAGCGUUGAUCGGUUCAGCAGUACAGGAAGUGCAAGCAACACGACGCCCGGAUCUCUGGGACCCUCGCAAAUGAGCACGCCCGGUAAUCACUUGGAAAUUCCAUCAAACAACAAUCCGAAUUUGCUGUGUGUGGAUAUGCUGAACCAAAGGAGGGGAAGUAGACGACCAUCAAUAUUACCGGUGCCCGACAUGAUAACGUCAAGUAUGAUUAGCUUUGGUAACGACGACGGCAUUGACGGAGAGGAAAACGAAAGUGACGACGAACUCGAAGACGAUGUCCCAUGGAGAUCACCUUCCGAGAAAAUUGCCAUUGGAAGCGAUGAAUUUUCCCACAUACCUUCUUACUCACUCGUUAUAAGUGCGACAGACGAUUCAAAUCAUAGUUAUAGCUCUACAUCUGAUAGUAACUGUAACAAUAAUAAAGAUAAACGUCGUACAACUUGUUCCCCUGCAUGGCAUGCUGACUGUUCCCGUAUUGUGAAAGGAUUUCCUCCAGUGUCGCCGUUUAUUGGUGUGAGUCCGACCCUUUGUUACUUGCUGAAGGAGAAGAAACCAUUAUGUUGCUUACAACUUGCUCAGGUGUGUGAACACUGUAGUUACCGCAAUGCAAAGGAAUACAACUGGCAAAAUAAGACAAUAAUAUUAGCAGCUGAUUUUGCAUCAAAUGGCAUCUAUAAUUUCCUCAUUCCACUACGUGCCCAUUUCAAAUCGAAAACGUCGCUAAAUCCGAUUAUUUUGUUGUUGGAACGCAGGCCUGAUAUUGCAUUUUUAGAUGCAAUUUCGUAUUUUCCAUUGGUUUACUGGAUGCUUGGCUCAAUCGAUUGCCUCGACGACUUACUACGUGCCGGCAUAACGUUAGCUGAAAAUGUUGUUGUUGUUAACAAAGAGCUGUCCAAUUCGGCGGAGGAGGAUAGUUUAUCAGACUGUAAUACAAUUGUUAGUGUACAGAAUAUGUUUAAGUUUUUCCCAAGUAUUAAAAGCAUCACCGAGUUAUCGCAGAGCUCCAAUAUGCGUUUUAUGCAAUUUCGAGCUCAUGACAAGUAUGCAUUACAUUUAAGUAAAAUGGAAAAGCGGGAGAAGGAACGUGGAUCUCAUAUUUCGUACAUGUUCCGAUUGCCAUUCGCUGCUGGCUCAGUAUUCAGUGCAUCGAUGUUGGAUACGUUGUUGUACCAGGCAUUCGUGAAGGAUUAUGUGAUUACGUUUGUGCGACUUUUGCUGGGCAUUGAUCAGGCGCCGGGCAGUGGAUUUCUCACUUCGAUGAAAAUAACGAAAGACGACAUGUGGAUCCGCACGUAUGGCCGUUUGUACCAAAAAUUAUGUUCGACAUCUUGCGAAAUACCGAUCGGAAUUUAUCGCACCCAAGACACAUCAAACUCAGAUGCCACACACUAUGAAGAGGGCGUUCAAGAGUGCAGCAAAGAAGGAAAUGGUAACGGUAAUAAUAAUGGGGGUGGUGGGUUACGAACUGUGACUUAUCGUCCGCCAGCGCAUCACAAAUCAACCACGUGUUUGGGAAGUUGCUCUGAUCGACGUGGGUCAGCUUACUCGAUCAACAUGGGUGACGAGGCGCGCGACAAUCAUGCCCAACAAAUCGAACGUGCUGAGAUAGCGAAUUUGGUGCGAAGUCGCAUGGAAUCGCUAAAUCUGCCCACGAUAGAUUAUGAUGAUGUCAGUGAGAAACGCAAUUCGUUGUCAUACGUCAUCAUAAAUCCAUCGUGCGAUUUGAAGCUUGAGGAAGGAGAUAUCAUAUAUCUCGUGCGACCAUCACCCUUCUCCGCGCAAAAAACCUUCGAGCGACACAAUUCACGACGCAAGUCCAACAUCUCCUUCUGUUCGAACAUAAAUUUGGCGGCAGCAGCUGCAGCUGGGUCCCGACGCGGAAGCGGCAUCGGCAUCAAUGCGAUGGGCAGCCAGCAAAAUGUGACUUUCGGUACGCCUCGCGCACCGCCAUUAGCUGGACAAAAUAAGUCAAAUUCAUUAUCACUUCCAGACAGUCCAAAUCAGCUGGGACAGGCGAGGGGGCGAUCGAAUUCGCUGAGAAUCGACAAUGACAUCCUGCUGCGACGCUCCAACUCGCUGCGUCAAGGUCUCCCGAACAUCGGGCAAUCGGGUCGUCGCAAAUCCUCGCUCGAAGAAAUCGGCAUCAGUCACUUUACGACGCUCAUGCAGGCGACAAAUCACUCGAAUCCGAUAAAAAUCGCCCUCAAUGGCAGCAUCGGACUCGAAGUGACGCCGCCCGAAGAACCAACUGCCUCCUUUUUGGGCGUUCCGAGUGCAAGUAGUGCCAAUAUUUCGCCGCAACGCACCGGCUCGCUGCACGCGCUCAAUCAGCAGCAACAGCACGACAUGAAUUCGCCUGCGAUCCAGAUUCAACAGGAAACGCCGUCGCCAACGUCGCCGCAACCGCCAGCGCAUCACCAGAACUUGCAGGGAACAAUUGUCUGAUAUAACCUAAUGUGGGGUCGUAGGCUCCGCUCAUCCACUAGCACCGCAAAUAGAAAUGCCAACAAAUGGAUAUAACAUUCGCCCAAGUCACGGCUGUCAAACAAGUAUCUCGAUUAGAGGCGGCACGCGAUGUAGACACGACAGUUAGUGAGACAAAAAAAAAAUAGACAAAAUUUUACAAAAAAAAAACACUUUUUGCGACACGAAACGGUUUUCAACACAAACACACACAAAAAUUACGGAAUAAAGCCCUCAAAAAAUUGCACAUGUCAUUUUAUCGUUACUUUUAAAUAAAAAAGUUUAUCGUUAUAAGAGAAAAAUAUAUGAAAAAAAAAAUUAUAAAUAAAAAUCGUCAAAAUUGGUGAUUAACAGAGAAAUUUUUAGAGAAUAAAA
Molecule: messenger RNA, 5227 nt
Organism: Culicoides brevitarsis
Lineage: Eukaryota; Metazoa; Arthropoda; Insecta; Diptera; Ceratopogonidae
Gene: SLO2
Product: potassium channel subfamily T member 2
Exons: 26
Biological process (GO): potassium ion transmembrane transport
Cellular component (GO): plasma membrane
Molecular function (GO): outward rectifier potassium channel activity; intracellular sodium-activated potassium channel activity
Source: RefSeq, a predicted model, not a curated record